Messenger RNA from Nomia melanderi (Alkali bee), 7053 nucleotides. RefSeq names its product U5 small nuclear ribonucleoprotein l(3)72Ab (gene l(3)72Ab). Lineage: Eukaryota; Metazoa; Arthropoda; Insecta; Hymenoptera; Halictidae. Gene Ontology annotation, cellular component: nucleus. Gene Ontology annotation, biological process: resolution of meiotic recombination intermediates. Gene Ontology annotation, molecular function: DNA helicase activity; ATP hydrolysis activity; ATP binding. The record is from RefSeq and is a predicted model, not a curated record.
GAGAGUUAUCUACAAAGCUAUAUAUUUAUGGUGUAACAAAUCGAGAGGGUUACAUGCUCGUUUGUCGUAGCGUAUAAACAAGUGGAAGUAUGAUAUAUGUAAAAAUGUAUAAUUAAGUGUGAAGUUCUCGACACUUUGUGUAUUAUUUCUAUUAAAUUUCUGAAAGAGUUGAUCUACCGUAUACAAUACAGAAGAAAGUAUUCGUUGCAUUAGUUUUACACCUUGUUUUCAGUGUAUAAAAAGCAAUCAUGGCUGAUGCUGCAGCGAGACAAUUGCAGUAUGAGUAUAAAGCUAAUUCUAAUCUUGUUUUACAAGCUGAUGUACGAUUAAUAGAAAGACGAAGUAGAGAUGAGGCUACUGGUGAGGUUAUGUCACUUGUUGGAAAACUUGAUGGAACACGUAUGGGUGACAGAGCACAACGUACUAAGCCAGGAAAAGCAGAAGAACGAAAAGUCAAACGUCAGAAACGAGACGAAGCACAAUACGAUUUUGCACGGAUGAAAGGAGCAACAUUGCUUUCUGAAGGUGUGGAUGAGAUGGUUGGAAUUGUUUACCGUCCAAAAACACAAGAAACACGUCAGACAUAUGAAGUACUAUUGAGUUUUAUUCAAGAAGCUUUAGGAGAUCAACCAAGAGAUAUCUUAUGUGGCGCUGCUGAUGAAGUAUUAGCAGUAUUGAAAAAUGAUAAACUUAAAGAAAAAGAGAAGAAGAAAGAAACAGAAUUACUAUUAGGUUUAUUGGCAGAAGAAAGAUUUGCGUUGUUAGUAAAUCUUGGAAAGAAGAUAACAGACUUUGGCAGUGAUGAAAAAAACACUACAAAUGAAGAAAAUAUUGAUGAAACAUAUGGAAUUAAUGUACAAUUUGAAGAAAGCAGUGAAGAAGAUGAUGAAGAUGUUUAUGGAGAGAUCAGAGAAAAUGAUGAUGAAGGAGAUGAAGGUGAAGAAGCUAAUGAUGAUAGAGCAAUUCAUGCUGAAAAUCUAGGCAGUGCAGAGGAGAUGAAAAAAGAGAAACCAUUGCAUCCUUUAGAUAUAGAUGCAUAUUGGUUACAAAGAAGAUUGAGUAGAAUUUAUGAUGAUGCAAUGGUUUCACAAGCAAGAGCUGCGGAAGUUUUAGCAGUUUUGAAAGAUGCCGGCGAUGAUCGUGAUUGUGAAAAUCAGUUAGUACUCUUAUUGGGUUAUGACUGUUUCGAUUUUAUUAAACAACUGAAAAAAUAUAGGCACACAAUUGCUUACUGUACUAUGCUGGCAUCUUCACAGUCUGAAUCAGAACGCCAAAAGAUUCGAAAUAAAAUGAACGAUGAUCCAAUAUUAGCAAAAAUUUUACGUCAGUUGGAUACAGGUAAAGGUGAUGACGAUGCUGAUGAAACAAUGGAAGCAAGAGCACAGCGUAAAAGAAGAGAAGAAAAUGAAGAUACUGGAGGUCCUGGUGGUCAGGUUCAGGGUACAAGAAAUCUAAUAGAUUUAGAAGACCUUAUAUUUGCACAAGGAAGUCACUUUAUGGCGAAUAAACGAUGUCAAUUACCUGACGGUAGUUUCAGAAAACAACGAAAAGGGUAUGAAGAGGUUCAUGUUCCAGCAUUAAAACCAAAACCGUUUGCAGACAAUGAGAAACUUCAUCCGAUUGAACAGUUACCGAAGUAUGUGCAACCAGCAUUUGAAGGCUUUAAAACGUUAAAUCGAAUUCAAAGUCGUCUGUAUCAAACGGCAUUGGAAAGUGAUGAAAAUUUAUUGCUUUGCGCGCCGACAGGUGCAGGUAAAACUAACGUUGCUCUUCUGUGCAUGAUGCGUGAAAUUGGCAAACAUAUAAACGCAGAUGGCACGAUUAACAGUGAUGAGUUCAAAAUAAUCUAUGUUGCACCGAUGCGUUCGUUGGUACAAGAAAUGGUUGGAACUUUCGGUAAACGAUUAUCUACGUAUAACUUAACUGUGUCAGAAUUAACUGGUGAUCAUCAAUUGACACGAGAACAAAUAGCUGCAACUCAAGUUAUAGUAUGCACUCCUGAAAAGUGGGAUAUUAUAACAAGAAAAGGAGGCGAGAAAACUUUUACUUCGUUAGUCAGGUUGAUUAUUAUUGAUGAAAUUCAUUUAUUACAUGACGAAAGAGGACCUGUCUUAGAGGCUUUGGUUGCUAGAACAAUUCGAAAUAUUGAGACAACGCAAGAAGACGUAAGAUUAAUUGGUCUUUCAGCUACAUUACCUAAUUAUCAAGAUGUAGCUGCAUUUUUGCGUAUAAAGCCAGAAACAGGUUUAUUUUACUUUGAUAAUAGUUUUAGACCUGUAGCUUUAGAACAGCAAUAUAUUGGUAUCACAGAGAAAAAGGCACUAAAACGUUUUCAAGUAAUGAAUGAAAUUGUUUAUGAGAAAACAAUGGAACAUGCAGGUAGAAAUCAAGUUCUCAUCUUUGUACAUUCACGGAAAGAAACUGGAAAAACAGCACGUGCUAUUAGGGACAUGUGUUUGGAAAAAGAUACAUUAGGACAGUUCCUUAGGGAAGGAUCCGCAUCUAUGGAGGUUUUAAGAACAGAAGCUGAACAAGUUAAAAAUCAAGAACUUAAAGACUUGCUGCCUUAUGGGUUUGCUAUUCAUCAUGCUGGUAUGACGAGAGUGGAUCGAACCUUGGUUGAAGAUCUCUUUGCCGAUAGACAUAUACAAGUUCUAGUCUCCACUGCUACGUUAGCUUGGGGAGUUAAUUUACCGGCACAUACCGUUAUUAUUAAAGGAACUCAAGUUUAUAAUCCGGAAAAGGGUAGAUGGGUUGAAUUGGGUGCAUUAGAUGUAUUGCAGAUGUUGGGUAGAGCCGGUCGUCCCCAAUACGACACAAAAGGAGAAGGCAUUCUUAUCACAAAUCACAGUGAAUUGCAAUAUUAUUUAUCUCUUUUAAAUCAGCAAUUACCUAUUGAAUCACAACUGAUCAGUAAAAUGUCGGACAUGUUAAAUGCAGAAAUUGUCUUGGGUACUAUUCAAAACAUUCGAGAUGCCGUUACUUGGUUGGGAUAUACAUAUUUGUAUAUUAGAAUGCUUCGCUGUCCAAAUCUGUAUGGCAUAAGCCAUGAUAAAUUAAAAGAAGACCCAUUACUUGAAUUACACAGAGCAGAUCUUAUUCAUUCCGCAGCAGUAGGCUUAGAUCGCAGUGGUUUAAUAAAAUAUGAUCGAAAGUCAGGAAAUUUCCAAGCUACUGAAUUGGGUCGAAUAGCGUCUCAUUAUUACUGCACGCAUGAUACUAUGGCUACAUAUAAUCAGCUACUGAAACGUACUUUAAGCGAAAUUGAACUGUUCAGGGUAUUUUCAUUAUCCGGCGAAUUUAAACAUAUAAAUGUUCGAGAAGAAGAAAAAUUAGAAUUACAGAAGUUAAUGGAAAGAGUACCUAUCCCGGUGAAAGAAAGCAUAGAAGAAGCAAGUGCGAAAGUUAAUGUACUUUUACAAGCGUACAUUUCUCAACUAAAACUGGAAGGAUUUGCGCUUAUGUCAGAUAUGGUAUUUGUUACACAGUCUGCAUCAAGAUUAAUGAGAGCAAUUUUUGAGAUUGUUUUGUUUCGCGGCUGGGCACAAUUAGCUGAUAAGUGUUUAUCAUUGUGCAAAAUGAUAGAUAGGAGAAUGUGGCAAUCAAUGUCCCCUUUGAGACAAUUCCGUAAAAUGCCAGAAGAAAUUGUGAAAAAAAUAGAAAAGAAGAAUUUUCCAUGGGAAAGGCUGUAUGAUCUUGGACCAAAUGAAAUUGGGGAAUUAAUUCGAGUACCUAAAUUAGGUAAAACUAUUCAUAAAUAUAUUCAUCAAUUUCCGAAAUUAGAAUUAUCAACACAUAUUCAACCGAUAACGCGUUCUACAUUAAGAGUAGAACUAACUAUUACACCCGAUUUUCAAUGGGAUGAGAAAGUACAUGGCGCUUCAGAAGCAUUCUGGAUUUUAGUUGAAGAUGUAGAUUCUGAAGUAAUACUUCAUCACGAAUAUUUUCUAUUGAAAGCCAAAUAUGCCGUAGAUGAACACUUAAUCAAAUUUUUCGUACCUGUUUUUGAGCCUUUACCACCACAAUACUUUUUACGAGUUGUAUCCGAUAGAUGGAUCGGUGCAGAAACUCAAUUACCAGUUAGUUUCCGUCACUUAAUCCUUCCAGAAAAGAAUUUACCACCAACUGAAUUGCUUGAUUUACAGCCCCUUCCAAUUACUGCCUUGCGCAAUUCUAAAUUUGAAGGUAUCUAUACGGAUAAAUUUCCACAAUUUAAUCCAAUUCAAACACAAGUAUUCAAUGCUGUUUAUAAUUCAGAUGAUAAUGUGUUUGUUGGAGCACCUACAGGUUCGGGAAAAACAACAGUAGCAGAAUUUGCAGUAUUACGUUUGCUAAUUCAGAAUCCGGAGGGUAGAUGUGUGUAUAUGGUCAGUAAAGAAGCUCUAGCAGAAUUGGUAUAUGCAGAUUGGUCAAUAAAAUUUAAUCAACUUUUGGGCAGAAAGGUGGUAUUGCUAACUGGUGAAACAGGUACAGAUCUUAAAUUGCUCGCGAAAGGACAAAUUAUAAUUACAACUGCAGAUAAGUGGGACGUUUUGUCACGAAGAUGGAAACAAAGAAAGAAUGUACAAAAUAUUCAACUUUUUAUUGUUGAUGAGCUUCAAUUAAUUGGCGGCGAAGAGGGGCCUGUAUUGGAAAUAGCAUGCUCAAGAGCUCGUUAUAUUUCUUCUCAAUUGGACAAACCAACCAGAGUUAUAGCAUUAUCAGCUUCACUUGCAGAUGCUAAAGAUGUAGCUCAGUGGUUAGGUGCACCUGCCGCAGCAACUUUCAAUUUUCAUCCAUCUGUUCGACCUGUACCCUUAGAGCUACAUGUACAAGGAAUAAAUAUUACUCAUAAUGCAUCUAGAUUGGCUGCUAUGGCAAAACCAGUAUACAAUGCAAUAUUGAGAUACGCUACUCACAAACCAGUUAUUGUUUUUGUUCCUACACGCCGCCAAGCUAGAUUGACAGCUAUUGAUUUAUUGACUUUCACUGCAGCUGAAGGACAACCUUCCCGAUUCUUUCACGCAGAAGAAGCGGAUAUUAAACCAUUUCUCGAUAGGAUGACUGACAAAACAUUAAAGGAAACGCUUUCGCAAGGAGCUGCUUAUCUUCAUGAAGGAUUAUCUGCUGAUGACAGACGCCUUGUUGAACAGCUGUUUGAUAGCGGCGCUAUUCAAGUAGCAAUUGUUACAAGAGAUCUUUGUUGGGAUUUAUCUAUUAAUUGUCAUCUUGUAGUUGUUAUGGACACUCAGUGCUAUAAUGGAAAAACACACGCUUACGAAGAUUACCCAAUUACAGAUGUGUUGCAAAUGGUAGCUCGAGCAAAUCGUCCAUUAGAGGAUGAUGAUGCUAAAUGUGUUCUACUUUGUCAGAGUUCAAAGAAAGAUUUCUUUAAAAAAUUCCUGAACGAACCGUUGCCUGUAGAAAGUCAUUUGGAUCACAGACUGCACGAUCAUUUUAAUGCGGAAAUAGUAACAAAAACGAUUGAGAACAAACAAGAUGCAGUUGAUUAUCUCACAUGGACUUUCUUAUAUAGACGACUUACACAAAAUCCGAAUUACUAUGGAUUACAAGGUGUUACGCACAGACAUUUGUCUGAUCAUUUGUCUGAAUUGGUUGAAAGCACAUUAAGCGAUUUAGAACAAGCGAAAUGUGUUGCUGUGGAGGAUGAGAUGGAUACUUUACCAUUAAAUCUUGGAAUGAUUGCAGCUUAUUAUUAUAUCAAUUAUGCGACAAUUGAAUUAUUCAGUCUUUCUUUAAAUAAUAAAACCAAAAUUAGAGGUUUGUUAGAAAUUAUUUCAGCAGCAGCAGAAUAUGAAACAGUACCAGUUAGACAAAGAGAAGAAAAUUUGUUACGAAGUUUAGCGGCACGUCUUCCCCAUGCUCCGCAAGCCACAAGAAUGGCCGAUCCACAUGUAAAAGCACAGCUUCUAUUACAAGCGCAUUUGUCUCGAAUACAACUCGGCCCAGAGCUUCAAAAAGAUACGGAAUUAGUGUUAAGCAAAGCUGUUAGGUUAAUACAAGCUUGCGUUGAUGUUCUUAGUUCCUCUGGUUGGCUGGCACCAGCAGUUGCCGCUAUGGAACUUGCACAAAUGGUUACACAAGCAAUGUGGUCUAAAGAUUCUUAUUUAAAGCAGUUACCGCAUUUUACUUCUGAAACAAUUAAGCGUUGUACCGACAAAGGAGUGGAAACUGUAUUUGAUGUAAUGGAAUUAGAAGAUGAUGACAGAAAUCGUCUUUUACAAUUGUCUGAAACACAGAUGGCAGAUGUUGCCAAAUUUUGUAAUCGUUAUCCCAACAUUGAAAUGUCCUAUGAAGUUCAAGAUAAAGAUAAACUGCGUAGCGGUGGCACCGUGAAUGUUAUUGUUCAACUUGAAAGAGAAGAUGAAGUAACUGGACCAGUUGUGGCACCUUUCUUUCCACAGAAGCGUGAAGAAGGAUGGUGGGUGGUUAUUGGUGAUCCAAAGACUAACUCUCUGCUGUCUAUUAAAAGAUUAACGUUACAGCAGAAAGCAAAAGUUAAACUUGAUUUUGUAGCUCCUGCCCCUGGGCAACAUUCUUACACUUUGUAUUUUAUGAGUGAUGCUUACUUGGGAUGCGAUCAAGAAUAUAAAUUUACCAUAAAUGUAGGAGAAUAUGAGUCAGAUGCAAGUUCGGGGUCAGAGUCAGAUUAAGAAAAAUAGGUUCACAUAUUUUGACAACUGUAUUAGUAUAUUAAAAAGAACUAUGGUCACAUCUUCUUCAUUUGUGAAAUGUCAUUUAGUUUUAUAUUCAACUGUAAAUGUAAUAUAUAUAUAUAUAUAUAAGAAUAGAUUUGUCAAGUGUAAGGAGUAUGACUCAUUAUUAUUUAAUAAGAUAGGAUUCAAUAAUAAAUAAUUAUUUUUUACCAUUUAUAAACAGAAUCAACAUAAACUAUUUAGCUUUCCUUUUUGUUUUAAUCUGGAACAAUAAGACAUAUUGGUAAAGACAAUAUGUAACUUGUUUCAUUUGUAUAAUUUAAAUUCUUUUUUGACAUUAUUAUUAAUUAUUGCAUUUAUAGGAAAAUUUCGAAAAAGUACAAACAUUAUAAAGAAU